Messenger RNA from Oncorhynchus masou masou (cherry salmon), 803 nucleotides. Its product is annotated as synaptosomal-associated protein 25-B-like. The coding region runs from base 159 to 767 and encodes 202 amino acids. Gene Ontology annotation, cellular component: plasma membrane; synaptobrevin 2-SNAP-25-syntaxin-1a-complexin I complex. Gene Ontology annotation, molecular function: voltage-gated potassium channel activity; SNAP receptor activity; syntaxin-1 binding. Lineage: Eukaryota; Metazoa; Chordata; Actinopteri; Salmoniformes; Salmonidae. The record is from RefSeq and is a predicted model, not a curated record. The transcript has 8 exons. Gene Ontology annotation, biological process: synaptic vesicle priming; synaptic vesicle fusion to presynaptic active zone membrane; exocytosis.
GCGAGGCAGCAGUAGGAACUAGAAGGUGGGGGUAGCACCAAGGAGACAUUUUCCAGUCCUGAACUGACGACGGUCCACUGAAAACAACUUCAGUUUUAAAAUAGCAGCCACUUUUCUCAUUGUUUGGAGGCCAACGCCCAUCUCACAACCCAAAAGCCAUGGCAGAUGAAGCGGACAUGCGCAAUGAGCUGGAAAACCUGCAGACAAAGGCGGACCAGAUAGCUGAUGAGUCGCUGGAGAGCACUCGGCGUAUGCUGGCCAUGGUUGAGGAGAGUAAAGAUGCUGGUAUCAGGACUCUGGUUAUGCUGGAUGAGCAGGGAGAGCAACUGGAGCGGAUCGAGGAGGGGAUGGACCAGAUCAAUAAGGACAUGAAGGAUGCAGAAAAGAAUUUGAACAAUCUAGGGUCUCUCUGUGGUCUUUGUUCAUGUCCCUGUAACAAGAUAAAGGGUGGGGGCCAGGCGUGGGGGGCCAACCAGGAUGGAGUAGUGAACAGUCAGCCAGGGGCCCGUGUGGUGGACGAACGUGAACAGAUGGCAAUCAGUGGGGGCUUCAUCCGCAGGGUAACAGACGAUGCCCGGGAAAAUGAGAUGGAUGAGAACCUGGAGCAGGUGGGCGGGAUCAUCGGUAACCUGCGUCACAUGGCCCUGGACAUGGGCAACGAGAUCGACACCCAGAACCGGCAGAUUGACAGGAUCAUGGACAAGGCUGAUUCCAACAAGACCAGGAUUGAUGAAGCCAACCAGCGCGCCACGAAGAUGUUAGGCUAAGCUGCAGCGACAAGUGCUUUAAACACCCCCCUGCAC